AUGAUCCGCGGCAAUGAAGACCCUCGUCACCCGGACAGACCCACGCACUUGACUUUGAUUAUGACUGCUGUAUCUGUGGCCGUGAGUGUUGUUCCCGAGGGUUUACCGAUGGUCGUGACUAUCUGUCUGUCGUCCGGUACGGCCGAGAUGGUCAAGAAGAAUGUACUUGUACGUAAACUCGCGUCAGUGGAGACGCUAGGCGCAGCGUCAGUAAUCUGUACCGACAAGACGGGCACAUUGACGGGAGGCAAGAUGACUGCAGUAAAGCUCUGGGACGAUUUCCGCAACUCGCACGACUUCGAUGGCUUCGGUGCUGUGCAGUAA
Phytophthora infestans T30-4 is the source of this 324-nucleotide messenger RNA. Its product is annotated as P-type ATPase (P-ATPase) Superfamily. NCBI's taxonomy places the organism in Eukaryota, Oomycota, Peronosporomycetes, Peronosporales, Peronosporaceae. The transcript has 2 exons. Gene Ontology annotation, molecular function: P-type calcium transporter activity; ATP binding; ATP hydrolysis activity. The coding region runs from base 1 to 324 and encodes 107 amino acids. Gene Ontology annotation, cellular component: endoplasmic reticulum; plasma membrane. Gene Ontology annotation, biological process: calcium ion transmembrane transport; intracellular calcium ion homeostasis; manganese ion transport. The record is from RefSeq and is a predicted model, not a curated record.